GUUAACCCUCAAAAAAAGUUCCAAAAUCAAAACCCAGAAAAUUUCAAACCCUAACCGUCCAAUUCCCCAAUCCCCUCGGUCCCUAGUCAGAACAACGCGGCCUAAUCCAGUCAAGUCGCAGCCCAUAUAAAUUAACCCCAAACUUACUCCAGGGAUGAUCCUUAGCUUUGAUUUGCCCCGUUUUCGUUCUGAAUCUCUCUGGCUCCGCUAACCCCUCAAUCGCGAACCCUAAAAUUAGCGGGAGCGAAGGGCCGUGGCCCUACAGAGAAUCCAAAUCCCCCGACUCCGCGCCUCUCUAGCUCAAUCCUUAUCCAUUCCUCUCCCAAACCCCCUUGUCCUCUUCCUAUUGAUUCUCUUCUCUUAUCACCACCACUUAGCUCUCUCUUAUCCUUUCAUUCCCUCGAGCUUCGGACCCUGAGGGAAUCCAAUCUUUGAGGGGCUUUGGUUUAUACCCAAAAUUAUCAUCUGGGUUUUGUUCCAUGGCGUUGAUUAUGGAUGCCCUGAUUGAGAUUUUGAAGAAACCCACUAUUGGGGAUAUUGUAUCGGAGCUUGCGAUGUUUGCUGCCCCUUUGUGGAUUGCUGUGUUUGUUGGUCUGGUGGUGGGCUGGAGUUGGAGGCCGAGAUGGGCUGCGGAUUUGGUCGAUGUGCAGAGGGGGAAUUCUAAUAGUGGAAGCAGUUUGUUGAGGUUGGAUAAUUUCAAGGGUCUUGCUAGUUCGAGCUGUGAGAGGGAGGAGAAGGUUGUGGAGAUCAGCGCGCAGGUUGUUGAGAAAGAGGAACGGGCAGUGACUAGUGAGGACUUGAAGCAUUUGUUUCAGCUUGUGGAGGUUACAGAUGGAGGUCCUGCUUGGCAACAGAUGAUGAAUAAGACUAUGCCGGGGUUUGCCUAUCGAGCUUGGAAGAGAGAGCCUGAGACUGGUCCUCCACAAUAUCGAAGUAGUACGAUAUUUGAGGAUGCGACGCCAGAAAUGGUGAGGGAUUUCUUUUGGGAUGAUGAGUUUAGAACCAGCAACAGAUGGGAUGAUAUGCUCCUCCAGCACACAAUGCUUGAAGAGUGUGGGAAGACUGGGACGAUGGUAGUUCGUUGGGUGAGAAAGUUCCCCUUCUUCUGCAGUGAUAGGGAGUAUGUUAUUGGUCGCCGGAUAUGGAAUGCAGGCGGGACUUAUUACUGUGUAACUAAGGGAGUACCUCGCCCCAUGAUACCUAGACACAGCAAACCCAGGCGUGUAGAUUUGUACUAUUCAAGCUGGUGUAUUCGUGCAGUUGAGUCAAGAAGAGGGGAUGGCCAGAUGACAGCCUGUGAGGUGCUUCUCUUCCAUCACGAAGACAUGGGCAUCCCGUGGGAAAUAGCGAAACUAGGAGUAAGACAAGGAAUGUGGGGUUGUGUUCGAAAAAUUGAGCCGGGCCUUCGUGAUUACCAAAGUGCCCGAAGCCAAGGCCAGCCACAAUCAAAGUACGCAUCCAUGGCAAAUAUCAAUACCAAAGUGCAUACCGAUUACCUAAAAUCAUUAGAGGGAAGCAGUAAAGAAUCGUCAGAAGAGAUUGUAGAAGUCGAGAAGAAGAAAACCUGUGGAAAUAAUCUCCCUAAAUUCCUUAUAGUUGGAGGUGCAGUCAUUGCUGCUUGUAGUAUUGAUCGAGGGUUGUUGACGAAGGCAGUCAUAUUUGGAGUUGCAAGAAGGUUCGGCAAGCUAGGGAGGUGAUGAUUCUGAUCAAGAAAGCAAAGAGAGUUAUAUAUACUUAGCGAGGAUUCAUUGAGCUACCCUUCUUGUCUGAGAGGAUCACAGGGAGUAGUUUUGUUAUUGUUUCAUCAUAAAUCAUAAAGGAAGAUAUGCGGCAAAGAGAUUUGAUUGUAUGUAUCAUGUUUGAUCUCAGUUCGAAAAUCUUUUGCCUUUUCUCUAAUAUAUACAUUUGACUUUGAUAUC
Messenger RNA from Asparagus officinalis (garden asparagus), 1919 nucleotides. RefSeq lists its product as uncharacterized. The coding region runs from base 480 to 1697 and encodes 405 amino acids. The record is from RefSeq and is a predicted model, not a curated record. Gene Ontology annotation, molecular function: lipid binding. The transcript is spliced from 6 exons. Lineage: Eukaryota; Viridiplantae; Streptophyta; Magnoliopsida; Asparagales; Asparagaceae.